This is a messenger RNA of Scomber japonicus (chub mackerel), 1841 nucleotides long. It is a transcript of the gene klc3, whose product is annotated as kinesin light chain 3. Gene Ontology annotation, molecular function: kinesin binding. Bases 209 to 1750 code for a protein of 513 amino acids. Gene Ontology annotation, biological process: axo-dendritic transport. Gene Ontology annotation, cellular component: kinesin complex; cytoplasm; membrane-bounded organelle. The record is from RefSeq and is a predicted model, not a curated record. Lineage: Eukaryota; Metazoa; Chordata; Actinopteri; Scombriformes; Scombridae. The transcript has 14 exons.
CUCAAAACAAACGUAGGCAGCGUGAGAGCGGAAAUGUCCCGGUGUGUGUGUGACUGAACCCUCCGCGCCGAUCAAUUACCGUAAUCAUUCUAAUAAUAAUAAUAACGUUACAUUUUUAACUCAAGAGUGCACAAAGAGACCAAACCACGCCGGAACCAGGACUUAGCAGGUCAGCUGUUGUGAGAGGAGGAACCUCGGAGUCGGAGCCAUGUUGUCGGCGGAGGAGAUUCUGUGCAGCACGCAGCAGGUGAUUGCUGGGCUGGAGGCUCUGAAAGGAGAGAACCGCAGUCUGCUGGAGACACUGCAGGAAGCCACGGAGAGCCACCCGGUGUCGGAGAGUGGCAGCGUAGAGGAGGAGAAGAGCGGCAUCAUCCGCCAAUCACUGGAGAGGAUAGAGCUGGGGCUGAGUGAGGCACAGGUGAUGAUGGCGUUGUCAGCUCACCUGGGUUCACUGGAGGCAGAGAAACAGAAGCUGCGAGCUCAGGUGCGCCGUCUCUGUCAGGAGAACCAGUGGUUGAGGGACGAGCUUGCUCGGGCUCAGCAGCAGCUGCAGGACAGGGAGCAGGAGGUGGUCACCCUGGAGGAGCAGAACAGACACCUGCAGUUCAUGGCCUCCAUACGCAAAUACGACCAGGAGGAGCCGAUGCUGGAAGACAAAGAGACAUCUUCCACCAAGGAGUCUCUGGACGACCUCUUUCCUGCCGAGGACGAGGAGCAGUCACCGAUGUCACAGCCUCAUCACAGCAGCGCAGCAGCCGCAGCCCAGCAGGGAGGCUACGAGAUCCCCGCCCGCCUUCGAACGCUCCACAACCUGGUCAUCCAGUACGCAUCCCAGGGACGAUACGAGGUCGCCGUACCGCUCUGCAAACAGGCCUUGGAAGACCUGGAGAAGUCCUCAGGUCACACCCACCCAGAUGUGGCCACCAUGUUGAAUAUAUUGGCGCUGGUGUACAGAGACCAGAAUAAAUAUAAAGAAGCGGCCAACCUGCUGAAUGACGCGCUGGCCAUCAGGGAGAAAACUCUUGGCAUGGACCAUCCAGCUGUGGCAGCAACACUCAAUAACCUGGCAGUGCUUUAUGGGAAAAGGGGAAAAUACAAGGAAGCAGAGCCGCUGUGUAAAAGAGCUCUGGAGAUCAGAGAGAAGGUUUUGGGCACAGACCAUCCAGAUGUGGCCAAGCAGCUGAACAACCUGGCUCUGCUGUGUCAGAAUCAGGGGAAAUACCAGGAGGUGGAGCAGUACUAUGAACGCGCUCUGCACAUCUACCAGAGCAAACUGGGACCAGAUGAUGCCAACGUGGCCAAGACCAAGAAUAACCUGGCUUCCUGUUAUCUAAAGCAGGGGAAAUACAGACAAGCCGAAGCCCUUUACAAAGAGAUCCUUACCAGAGCACAUGAAAAGGAGUUUGGAUCUGUAGAAGGUGACGGUCGUCCCAGCUGGUCCGGCGGUGAGGACGGCGGCUCCAGAUCAGACGGACUCAGUAACCUGAAGCGCAGCGGCUCCUUCACCAAACUCAGAGAGUCGAUACGACGAAGCAGCGAGAAACUCAUCCGCAAGCUGAAAGUCGCAGCCAUGGAGGAGACAACCCCAAGGAAUGCUGGGAUGAAAAGGGCAAACUCUCUGAAUGUGUUGAAUGUCGGAACCGGAGAAUCUCAGGACGGAUCUCAGUUGAGUCAUUUGACAGAUCGUCGAUCCCUGAGCUGCAGCACGCAGAACCUGACGAGACGGGGGUCACUCGGUGGGACCAGAUAACAUACACACCUUAAAGGAAAGUUAGACAAAUGUUCACACAGUCUGCUGCUCUGUAUCAAUCUGAUAUCAAUCACUACAGUGGAUUUAAAUA